AUGCAUCGUAAGCCGGUUCUCCUCUCGCCCUCCAAGGAAUGGCGCGACCCAAUCUUCGCCGCGCCUUCACCAUCUCGAAAGGACACCGGACCUCUCACCACCCCGCGGCACCGAGAGCCGCCGCUCUCCCCGUUCCGCUCGCCAUUGAUGGGCUCCGCCAACCCAGCAAUCCCCGCGGGGUCUCCGCUCGGCUCGCGCUCCCGGCGCGCCUUGGCCUCUCCGGUGCGGGACGUGCGCCAGGCGGACCGCGGAGACCACGGCGGCGGGGGGGGAAACAGCAAGCGGCUGGCGCAGCUCUGCAUUCUCCGCACAGCGCAAGCGCAACUCAACUCUGCGCACCUCCCGCGCCCCCCGUCUUCCGCGCAGCCGUCCCCAAUGUUCUCCGCCGAGUCCCCCAGCUCUCUGCUGUGUCAGGCGGGAAGCGCGCUAUCGUCUUCCGCGCAGGCGCGCGCGUCGUUUGAGUCGGUUCAGGCGCCGUGCAGCGCGCCGAGCGGCCCCAGGUCCGCGCGGGAGGGCGCAGCGGACAUGUUCGACCCUUUUCUCCUCCCCGCGCCCGCCUUUCCGCUCCGCGACCAACCCUCCUCCCCUCCGCCCCUGCCGGUGGCGCAACCCGCGCAAGUACCGUCGGCUGAAGACACGGGCGCAACUUCCGCAGACCGCGGAGACAGGUGUGAAAUAUUGGAGCCUCCCCGGCAUGCUGAUGACGAUGCCACGGCAGCAGCUAUGGCGGCGGAAAUUGCGGAGAAGAAUGUGACAAUGGCGAGGGAUGAACGGAGUGGGGAGAAUUUGGGGGGGCAGGAAGGGAACGGGGUCGGGCGGAUUCGGAUGGCGGGCGAAAAUAGCGGGCAGAUGGGCGUAAUGCGGGCUGAGAAGGCGGCUCUGGCGGAGCCUUUAGGUACGCGCGCGGGCUCCGAGUGCGCGGAUCGCGAGAACGUGGGGCGCAUUGACAGCCGGGGGAACUUGGGGGGGAAGCGGGGCGACAAUCCGGGCGCGUGCAGCCGCGACGCGCAGAACGCGUCAGUGCGAAGCACGCUCAUGGAGCUGGCAGCCAAUAAGAAGCUGCCACAUGGCCCGCGCAAGGGCGACCCGAUGUACGAGUGCAAGCGCUGCCCAUUUGCCUCCCCCGCCCGCUCCCCCCUGUCCCACUCCGCCGCGCUGACUCCCCCCGUGCACCUCCCCUCCCGCCUGCACAUCCCUCCUGCGCUUACCGGUCUGACUUGCGGGGGGAAUGGGGGGGUGGGCAUGGGGAGGCUGGGGCUGGUAGCGCCUGCUCUAGCUACGAUGCCAGCCGCUUGCGCCUCUACCCUGAGUCGCCCCGCUAGCAACGCCAGAUUCGAUACCGCUGCUCCUUCGGUUCCUUCGCGUCAACGCCCAGCCAUGCUUUCUCUUUCCCGUUCCGCGCAGCGCGUUCUGCGGGUCAGCGGAUCCAGCGUCGGCACCGCGCUGAUUUUAACGAGAAGUACAAUAAAGCGUAUAAUCCCGGCAGCGUUUUACUCGUCAGAUCAGUACGGCGAGAGGAAGGGACAGUAUCGGCCGCAAUCGCAGGGCUACAAGGCGGGAAAUCAGCAACGGUCAUAUGAGAAGUCGUCGUAUGGCGGACAAGAGUACCCGCAGUCGAGUCAGUAUAAGCGGUCCGAUCAGCAAUCGUCGAACCAGUUCUCGCAGUACGACCAGCAGCCGUAUCAGUCUAGGUCUUCCCCGGGUUCGUAUCAGCGACGGGGCGAGCAGCAGCAACCGCCGCAACAGCCGCCGCCUCCGCCGGCGGCGCAGCAGCAGCAGUACGGGCAAGAGGAGGCGAGCGAUGAAAUCGAGACCAUCGAAUGGCAGUCCGAGCUGUCGAAUUCCGUGCAACUGAUUGGCAACAUAGCAGCGGAGCCAGCUCUGCGGUUCUUUGACAAUGGUAACUCCGUGGCGCGAGUGAAGCUGGCGGUGGGGUGGAAGAAGGCCAACGGGGAGAAGCGCACCGACUGGUACGCAAUAGAGAUGUGGAACGAUAUGGCAAAUCUUGCGCAGAACCUCAAGAAGGGAGCGCAGGUGUAUGUGAAGGGGCGAUUGCACAUGGAGGAAUACACAGACAGAAACGGGGUGCUGAAGCUGGACCCCAAGGUGGAUGUGAAGCAGAUAUGCCUUGUGGCUAGUAAAUUCGGCGCCAGCAGCAGCAACCAGAGCAGCAGCAGGGGGCGUGAAACCAGUCCUGGGGGUUACAAUAAAGGCAGUUACAACCAGGGGGGUUACAACCAGGGGGCGUACGCCCCUCAGGAAACCACUUAUUCUGAACAGAACAGUUACAGCAGCAGUCAGGGCUAUGAUAACCAAAACUAUGGUAAUCAGGCAGGGAGCGGUGGGCAGGGGGGAGCGAUGGAUGCACCGGUGGUGGUUACAGAUGAGAAGGGGCUGCCUCGGAUUCCACGAUUUGAUGGCAAACUGAAUGCGGGGCAGGUGGAGGCAUUGUGGCGGGAGUUUUUCCAGGACCCAGUGCAAUUCUUUGACUACCGGGAGAUGAAGCAACACAAUGAAGUGCCCUCCAAGUACCCGGAUUUCAAGAAGCUAGCAACGGGCCAGCCGCUGUGGGUGGAGAGCCGGGGCACCCCUCCCUGGGUGCACGACUCCUUGCAGAGAUACGAUGAUGCCUUUGCCUUAGCCCUGGCAGGCAUGCCGCUAGAGGGGCAGGAGGAGGGUGCGGCUGGGGCAGGUGGUGGGGAGCAGUUUCAGGAGGAGUUUGGGGGAGGGGCGAUGGACGCUCGUGGGUUUUAA
Molecule: messenger RNA, 2754 nt
Organism: Closterium sp. Yama58-4
Lineage: Eukaryota; Viridiplantae; Streptophyta; Zygnematophyceae; Desmidiales; Closteriaceae
Source: the annotation of a GenBank genome assembly